CCCGUUGAGCACUCUAGAACGCACCAGAAGCCAGGGCUAUUUAAAGAACUUUGCUCUACUAAAUUCUAAACUUUGAGGAAACACAGUGUACAUUUUUCCCGCCAUGGAAAUCGACGGCGAGAACACCUUACAGCGAAAGCAUUCCCACUACCAAAACUUGGACGAAGUGUUUAUAGUACAGAAUGAGGUGUAUAGGGGACAACAGUACAGUCAAAUUUACUUUGCUCGGCUUCAUAUGAUGAGAACUAUCCUCCAUUCUCUUAUUCCUCAUUGGAAACCCCAUAUUCCUGUGGUCACUAUUUUGGGACUUGAAGAGGGCAAGGAAUGUGUUCUUGUUGGAACGCUCUACAAGCAUAUGAAACUCAAACCCGGUAUUCUUGAUGAGUAUGCUAAAGUUAGGACUGUGGUUCCUAUUGUUCAGCCUCACAACUUUAUGCAUGCUGAUGACUAUCUGGUUCUCGAGGAUGAAAGCGGGAGAGUUAAACUCGAGGGAGCUGCACUUGUACCUUCUGUUUAUGUGACAGGGGUUGUAGCUGCAUUCCUUGGAAAAGAAAGCACAGCUGGGUCAUUUCUUGUUCAAGAGAUCCUAGAAGCUGGCCUACCACCCCAGAUAGAGAAGCCUCUAAAGCUUGAUGAUGACAAGUAUGUUGUCUUUAUAUCUGGACUAAGUGUGGGCAACAGCACCUCAAACCCUCUCCAGUUACAGCUGCUUGUAGACCACAUAACUGGCCAUUUAGGGGAUGAAAAGGAACAAAGAAUUGCAGCGGAGAUAGUCCAUGUAGUAAUUGCUGGAAAUUCCUUAGAAUUUUCCAGAGGACUAUUUGACGGACAGUGUCUGCAGAAUGGAUUGAAGGAUCUGUCUAAGUUGUCUGAGCCAUUUAAAGAACUGGAUAUCUUCCUGACUCAGAUUGCUGCUGGUGUAUCUUUGGAUAUCUUGCCUGGACCAAGUGACCCUGCCAAUUUUUCUCUACCGCAGCAGCCUCUAAAUAGAUGCCUCUUUCCUGGAUCUUCAGUUUAUAACACUUUCAGGUCUUGUACUAAUCCUCAUUCCUUCGAGCUUGACAGAAUCAGAUUUCUGGGGACAUCAGGACAGAAUAUUGAUGAUCUGGAAAAGUAUUCAGAAGCUAAAGAUAAACUUGAGUUUAUGGAAAGGACGCUGAGAUGGAGGCAUCUUGCGCCAACCACACCAAACACUCUAGGAUGUUAUCCAUUUACAGACAGAGAUCCUUUUGUAAUUGAGAGUUCUCCGCAUGUUUACUUUGUUGGCAAUCAGGAUAAGUAUGAAAGCCGAUUAGUAAAAGGACCCGAAGGGCAAAUAGCACGACUUAUCACCAUUCCUAAAUUUUGUGAGACAGGAGUUGCUGUUGGGCUUAAUUUGAGAAAUCUGGAAUGCCAUGCUCUGAGUUUUGGAACUCAAUUCAGCUUGUAAUAUUGAAGCUAUAGGUUUCAGGUGUAAUAUGGUGCAUUAUCCUUUUUAUGUUGUGGUUUUCUCUCAAGGUUGACAACUUGAACACUCUAUCUGGUAUUAGUAGUACGUAUUACGUACCUCAGAGAAGUCAUGUGCUUGAAAAUGACAGAUUAGGUGGUAAUUUUUACAGUCAAUCUGCAUUGUUGUGCUUUUUUAUAUGCUGCUCUGGCAGCCCCAAAGCAUUCUACAGUAUUGGGAAUCCUGUAAUUGUAAACCACGCAAAACUUGUUUCAACAUGUUUUUCUUUGAAAUGAAGAGGCCUUAAUAGAACUCAAGUGAUCAAGUUUUCUCUUUCAAACUGUGUGUGUGAUUUUGUUUCUAAUCUUGUAAACUUCUCAGCUUGAUUAUAAUUUUGUCUCUUAAACUGUUUUUGUACUUUGAACAACGUUUUUGGCCAUUAUCUAAAACAUGAUUUGAAAUGUAAUAAUAUUUGACAAUUGGAAGCAACGGAGGUAUUGCUACAAUACUUGGUCUUUUGAAACGUCGACAUAGUUUUUAGAGCUUCAAGUGCGGAGUGCCUUAGACAUGUUAGAAAAGAAAAUUUUCAAACUUCAGCUCUGUUCGUUUCAUUUGUGCAAGCCGUAAACUAAUGCUUUUGGAGGUUCUUUGUGUAGAUUCCGUACACCAUAAGCACAUAACCUGUUAAAUGAUGUUUAGAAGUGGCCUCUGAUGGACAAAGUUGUUUCACUCUAAUCACCUGUUUCCACCCAAUUCCAUGUUGUUUAGAUCAGUGUGUUGGAUACUCGGUAACAAAGACUGGACGAAUGAAAUUGCAUAUAAUAAUGUUGUGAGACGCUUACUAUUCAUGUUCUCGUAAACUCCAGAACCUGCUGUGAGACUCUUGCGAUUCUUGUUCUCGUAAAAUAACAUUUGCAUUAUCUGUUUCUUCUGUUUAUAAAUUGCUUUUGGAUGUUCUUCGUAUCAUCUUAAACCUUUCCAUUAUCCUUUUUAUCGUCAUCUUGGCUUUUG
This is a messenger RNA of Amaranthus tricolor (Joseph's coat), 2437 nucleotides long. Its product is annotated as DNA polymerase delta small subunit. Gene Ontology annotation, molecular function: DNA binding. Gene Ontology annotation, cellular component: delta DNA polymerase complex. Bases 104 to 1429 code for a protein of 441 amino acids. NCBI's taxonomy places the organism in Eukaryota, Viridiplantae, Streptophyta, Magnoliopsida, Caryophyllales, Amaranthaceae. The transcript is spliced from 15 exons. Gene Ontology annotation, biological process: DNA strand elongation involved in DNA replication; DNA replication. The record is from RefSeq and is a predicted model, not a curated record.